Messenger RNA from Callithrix jacchus (white-tufted-ear marmoset), 3655 nucleotides. Lineage: Eukaryota; Metazoa; Chordata; Mammalia; Primates; Cebidae. The record is from RefSeq and is a predicted model, not a curated record.
GGGGAUUCCAGGGGUGGAGGGUGAGCUGGGGACCCAGUCCAAGGAGGGAGGAGAGCAGGCCCCUGAAAUGGUGGAGGGGAACUCUGUCCUCAACUCAGUCCUCAACCUGGGAGGAUUCUGUUUGUCCAGAAGCUGUUGGUUAAGCUGCUGGGGCAGGGCUCUGGGUGGGCCCCCAGGUGAAGGGAACGUUAGCGAAAGCUUCAGGGACCCCGGCUCUCCAGGACCUGUGCUUGGGACAGACGCACACUGAAGAAUGUGAGUGACCAGCAGGGGCAGCCUAGAGGCAGCGGGAAGACGUCCAGGCAGAGACCCAGAGCAGAGGCCCUGAGGCAGGUGCUCUCCCCAGCCGCCUGCUGACGCCUGCCUGUGCUGGGAGGCCCUGAGUCACCACCCCUGCGUGUCCUGUCUCCUCCUCCAGACCCCAACCCUGAGCCUGGCCUCAGCCAGGCCCCAAGACCCCUGUUCCUGGGCUCUGGGGGAGCUCGGACCCAGCCAUGCUGCCCAUGAGGAGGUGGGGGGUUCACUGAGCCCACUUCCCACGGGCCAACUGCAGCCGGCUUCUGAGGAAAAACUGUUUAAACGACAUGCCUUUCACCAUCAAGGAGACAGUGGACAGCGUCAAAAAUGCCUGGAAAACCUUCAUCUGACCAUUUCUACCAGAAUUUGGUGCUUUCUGACGCACACGUUAAUUAAAAUGGUGGGCAAACCAUGCUUCUGUCAGACCUUCCACGGACUUCCUAGGGUGUCUUCUGAAGCCACCAGCGGCUUCUCGCUGGUGGGGCCUUAAAACUUUGAACUGCAGCCUGGAUGUCAGCACCCGCCCCGAUGGAGCUUGUCUGCGGCGGAAACAGCCCCCUCUGUGCAGGCCCCCCGUGUCCCCGACUGUCUCUCCCUCUCCCACUCCCUUUCCUGGCCGUCUUGGUCAGUCUGGGCUGCCGUGACAGGAGGCCACAGCCUGGAGGCUUAGACCACAGAAGCGCGUUUCUCGCAGCUCUGGAGGACGGGAAGUAGAGCACGUCAGGUUCUGGUGAAGGCCUCUCAACCCCUGCUCCCUGAGGAAACCAGCAUGCUGAAGUCUCAUCACACCUACAGAUGAAACUGUCCCCCCAAAUUCUAUGUUGAAGUCCCAACCCCAGCACCUGUGACCUUGUUUGGAGACACAGUCUUCACAGAGUCAACCAAGCGAAGGUGUGGUCACGAGGACGGGCCUCACUCCAGCACAGCACGUCCUUGUGGACAGAGGAUCUGGAGACACACGCUCGCAGGGAGAGGCCGCAGCAGGAUGAAGGCGGAGGUCGGGCCAGGAACACGGAGCGCUUGGAGCUGGAGAGAGGUGGCGGGGACAGACUGGUCCUGCCCCCAGCCUCAGGAGGAGCCAGCCCUGAAACCAGAUCUCGGGCUUCUUGGCGCUGAGCUCGUCGGCCAGUAGAGUAACCGCGGAAGCACAAGCCAUUCUGGGUACAGACCUAAUGACUCUUCACCUGUAAACACCUCAGCACGGAUCGCAGAUGAACAAAAACAUCUCCGUUCACAGCUGCGAUGCGGUGGAGUCCUUUAACCAUGCUGGGGCUUAUCAUCGACAGAACGUUAUUACACAGUAUACAAGACAUAUUUCCAAUUGCGAAUGUCCCCAUCGUGCACGUUGUAACCCUUUCGUCCUGAGCCAGGAUCCAUUCCAGCUCUGUGCACUGAGGAUUUCUGUCUGUUUCCGUCUUGUUCUACCUCCCGGCAGGUGUCCAGCCCUCCGCUGCCACACAGCCAGGCUGACCAGUACGUCCUCGGCUGGGACCAGCAACUCAACCUCGCUUAUGUGGGCGCCGUCCCUCACCGUGGCAUCGAGCAGGUCCGGACCCACUGGCUGCUGGAACUUGUCACCACCAGGGGCUCCGCUGGAUGGGGCCCAAGCUACAACUUCACCCACCUGGACGGGUACUUGGACCUUCUCAGGGAGAACCAGCUCCUCCCAGGGUUUGAGCUGAUGGGCAGCCCCUCCGGCCACUUCACCGACUUUGAGGAUAAGAAGCAAGUGUUUGAGUGGAAGGACUUGGUCUCCAGCCUGGCCAGGAGAUACAUCGGUAGGUACGGACUGGCGCAUGUUUCCAAGUGGAACUUCGAGACGUGGAACGAGCCAGACCACCACGACUUUGACAACGUCUCCAUGACCAUGCAAGGCUUCCUGAACUACUAUGAUGCCUGCUCCGAGGGUCUGCGCACCGCCAGCCCCGCCCUGCGGCUGGGCGGCCCCGGGGACUCCUUCCACCCCCAACCGCGAUCCCCACUGAGCUGGGGCCUCCUGCGCCACUGCCACAACGGCACCAACUUCUUCACUGGAGAGGCGGGCGUGCGGCUGGACUAUAUCUCCCUCCACCGAAAGGGUGCACGCAGCUCCAUCUCCAUCCUGGAGCAAGAGAAGGCUGUGGCGCAGCAGAUCCGGCAGUUCUUCCCCAAGUUCGCGGACACCCCCAUUUACAAUGACGAGGCGGACCCGCUGGUGGGCUGGUCCCUGCCGAAGCAGUGGAGGGCCGACGUGACCUACGCGGCUAUGGUGGUGAAGGUCAUUGCCCAGCACCAGAACCUGCUGCUGGCCAACACCAGCUCCGCCAUCCCCUACGCGCUCCUGAGCAACGACAACGCCUUCCUGAGUUACCACCCACACCCCUUCGCGCAGCGCACCCUCACCGCGCGCUUCCAGGUCAACAACACCCGCCCGCCGCACGUGCAGCUGCUGCGAAAGCCGGUGCUCACCGCCAUGGGGCUGCUGGCGCUGCUGGACGAAGAGCAGCUCUGGGCCGAGGUGUCGCGGGCCGGGAAGGUCCUGGACAGCAACCACACGGUGGGGGUCCUGGCCAGCGCCCACCGCCCGGAGGGCCCGGCCGACGCCUGGCGCGCCGCGGUGCUGAUCUACGCGAGCGACGACACCCGCGCCCACGCCAACCGCAGCGUCCCAGUGACCCUGUGGCUGAGCGGGGUGCCCCCCGGCCCGGGCCUGGUCUACGUCACUCGCUACCUGGACAACCGGCUCUGCAGCCCCGAGGGCGUGUGGCGGCGCCUGGGCCGGCCGGUCUUCCCCUCAGCUGAGCAGUUCCGGCGCAUGCGCGCGGCCGAGGACCCUGUGGCCGAGGCGCCGCGCCCCUUCCCUGCCGGCGGCCGCCUGACCCUGCACCCUGCGCUGCCGCUGCCGUCGCUCCUGUUGGUGCACGUGUGCGCGCGCCCUGAGAAGCCGCCUGGCCAGGUCACGCGGCUCCGCGCUCUGCCCCUGACCCGAGGGCAGCUGAUUCUGGUCUGGUCGGAUGAGCACGUGGGCACCAAGUGCCUGUGGACAUAUGAGAUCCAGUUCUCCCAGGAUGGGAAGGUGUACACCCCGGUCAGCAGGAAGCCAUCGACCUUCAACCUGUUUGUGUUCAGCCCCAACACAGGUGCUGUCUCUGGCUCCUACCGAGUUCGAGCCCUGGACUACUGGGCCCGGCCAGGCCCCUUCUCAGACUCUGUGCGGUACCUGGCAGCCCCUGCACCGGGAGGGCCAUCCCCCGCCAGCAACCCGUGAACCUGUGCUGAGCCCCGACGGGCUGCACCUGCCUGGCAGUCAGCUGGCUGAACUGCUCUGCUCCCCUGCUGCCCUCCGCCGCCCCCCUUUACAAAAUACUUUUAUGUUUUA